Xyrichtys novacula (pearly razorfish) is the source of this 4925-nucleotide messenger RNA. NCBI's taxonomy places the organism in Eukaryota, Metazoa, Chordata, Actinopteri, Labriformes, Labridae. The record is from the annotation of a GenBank genome assembly.
AUGCCGAGGUCUUUUCUGGUGAAAAAGAAACGAGGAGCAUGUGGAGCGUGGCAGUGGAAAGAGCCUGAGCAGCUGGAGUGGAAAGACGACAAAAAAGAAGGUAGGAGUUUAUAGUAUCUCAAAAUUAACAUUUAAGAUUUCAAAAGUAAGUUGGUUUGAGGAGGUUUUGCUUUUACAAAGUAAAGGCUCAAUUCCCACAAAAUUGAAUUCCUGUUAAAAAUUUGAAUUCAAAAAUAAAAAAUGUUGAUGGUUUGCAGAUCAUUUGAAAACUACAUUUAAUUGCAAUACAACGAAAACAACAAAACAAAUACUGAAACUUAAAAAAUCAUAUUGAUUUAGUUAUGAUUGAUAUAUACUUUAGAUUGGAUUCCAGAUACACAUGAGGGACUGAUGAAGUUAAAAUCAGGGAGGGAUUCAACACUUCGUGAGAGACUGUGUGGGCAAGUGAAUUUUAGAAUACUGGUGAUGAGCUUUAAAUUGAAAGAAUGUGUGGGAUUGGUCAUCUACAAACAUGAGAUCAAUAAAAGACUCAGGAUAUCUUGAGACAAUCCAGUUAGAGAUGGUCCUAAUCUUUUGGACCUUGGGUUGCACUACAUCAAAAACUGACAUGACUCUCUAAAAGAAUUCACUGCAGGAGUUCUAAAUCUCUUCUAAAAACCAUUAUCUAUGAACUGCAUCAGUGACCUCUCUGGGCAAGACUCCAUUGAAGGUACAGUAAAGUAGAAAACCAUGGACCACCUUGCUUCAAUAACCAACCUUAACCUUUGGAGGUGCUCAAGUGCCCACGGCUGGAGGCACGUCUGGUCUGACAGAUUUAAUUCUCAACAUCAUUUCUCAUUUCAGGAAGUGAAAACUCAAAGCAGGAGGAAUCUUGCAGUCCUGACACUGAACAGAGCGCCCCUCUGCCUCACACUGUUUCUGCACAGGAUGAUCUGAUGGCUGCUAAGGGGAGAGUUCCUGUGCCUUUACAAGGGUCUGGAGCACCUGCAGCUGACACUAGACCAGACUGGUCCUCCAUGAUGCUCCGAGGCUCCUUCUACCACCCCAGUGCCCUGACACUGAUCAGCAGAGCUAAGGUAAACUCAGACUUUACCCACCCAGCAUGAAGUUACUCCUCCACACUCAGGAAUGAUGUGAAUACAGCUGAAAACUGCUAAAAGAAAUAGACUGAAAGGAUUGUGAUAGCAGCAGUGCUCUUUGUGCUCUUUGUUUGUAAGGUUAAAAUCGGACCUUUAAACCAAACAGGGUAGUGUUUUUCAAAAAGCCUUAAGAGAGGUAACAUAAUGCACACCAUUUGAUAUCAGAGAUUAAAUAUUUCAAGAUGCCCAAUACCCCGCACAUCCCUAGAAAUCAGACUUGGAAUUUGUGCAUAUAGAGGACAAGACAAGCAAGGACUGCUUUGGCCACAGGGGGAGCCAAAACCACACAAAUUAAAAGUUUCUCACAGUUUCUCACUUUAAGUAGGAUAAAGUGACACAAUAGGACAAAAGACACAAUAUAUGUAUAUAUGUAUAUAUAUAUAUAUAUAUAUAUAUAUAUAUAUAUGUAUUGUGUCAGCUUAAAUGAAUGGAAUUAAAGAAUACACGCCAACACAUUAGUCCAACUGAAACUCCAGCAAAUCAAGUUUUUGUAGAUAAUAAAGUCAAUGAUUGUUUUCCUCUUCUGUGUAUACAUAGUUGAUAGUCAAAAGCUGAAAAAGGGGCAUAUCGCUACCUACUGACUUGUUUUUAUUAAUACAUUCUUCCCUCUAUUAGUCUACGCAGAAAAGGACAGUAGUUCAGUUUUUCUCACCUUAUCAAGCAAUAGCUUAUCUUAACUGUGCAUGUAGGCAUACAGAGUGAGAAAAAUGCUAUGAGGUGACUCAAAGGCAGGACUGCUGGCUGCACCUUUAGAUGGACGGAAGUUUGUCCAUCCAGUUACAGUCUGUGUCCAUUUAUUGUUUUAAUACAUGGAAUUAUAAAAGUGGUCACACGGAGCGCACUCGUUCCCCGCAGAGCCAAGCUCCCUUAAACUGUUUAAUUGUUUCCCUGCGGGCCUGCAACUGUGUCUCGCAGUCCUGCACCAACCAACUGUUUCCCUUUUUACCUGGUCUCCUUUCUCCCCACUGUUGGUGUUUAAGGGUGCAUGCUCGAUGACUACACGUCACACACACACAUACACACAACCACUUGCUUGCUGCCAUCUUCCAAGCCAAACCAGGGCACUUCCUGGUACCUCAGUAAAUAGCGCAAAGUGGCGCAGUUUUGGGGGUCAUGUGACCACCCAGCACACCAAUAUAGUUCACACCAAUAUAGUUCAUUCGAGGUGUUUUGGUCUGAGUAAAUGUGUGGUCAGUGAUUAAGGUUUAAGCUGUAUGGAGGGCUAUUACUGCCUUUUUGUCCAUGUUGAAAUGUCUGAUUAUUGAUAAAUUUUGUGUUCUAGUUUGCAUAUUGUGUCUAAAAUCCUUGUAAUUGGUUUAUGGAUUUUCCCACGGGAGGGGCUAAGAGGAAUUUAAAGGUGGAGUAGGCAGGAUUCCAUUAAAGAAGCGUCUUUUUUGCGGUGCAUAUACAACAAAGCUUUUAAUAUCAGUCAAUAGCCAUUAGUUAGACAUUUGGGAAUAUAAUGAUAUCGCUGUGUUUUGUUACGUGUUUUUUUUGCUGUUUUGGAGGAGUUGGCGUGAAUAAACACCCCCCACACCAGAGUUUCGGCUAAGCCAUCAUUUUUUGUCCAGAACCAACCCUUGACAGUGUUAAACAGACCUCACAGUGAUCAUAACAAGAAUCCAGAUUAGCCAAUUCAGUUCUAUAAUUGUAAGGGAACAAAAGAUUGUGUUGCUUUAGCGGGACAUUCACAUUCAGGAGUCUACUACAUGCAUCCAUAUGGUCAUCUAAUUAAUUAAUUUAAGUAGUUACACAAGACCAACCUACAAAUCAAAUUAGAGAGAGUCGUAUGUUUCCUGUGUCUGCUGCACUGUCCCUGAACUGCCCAAAGAGACUGUUGUUUCCCUGCUACUUAUAGUUUAGCUGAAGGAAUUUUCUACAGCUACAGACCUUAGUGUACAUGAACACCACCUCCUCCUCUUUUUCUGCUGCACUGACUUCAUUUGGUCCCAGUACCUUGUAUUUUUAUACAUUUAUACAUUUUAUACAUAUAUAUUUCUUGGUGUUGAAAGGUGCACUGUGAGAAGUCUAGUCGUAUGAGCUCAUAGAUGUGAGGAAAUCUGGUUUCUCAAAUUUGUCUUUAGAAGCUGAAGUGAUGUUUUUGUGAAGAUGUCAUUUCUAAGCAGAUCUGUAAACUAAUCUCUCCCCACCAGGCUCGUCCCCGCUCGUCCCCUGGCUCAGGAGACUUUGUGUGCUCGGUGUGCCACAAAACGUUCCCCCUUCAGCGCAUGUUGACCCGACACCUCAAGUGCCACAGUCUGGUGAAGAGACACCCCUGCAGGUUCUGUGGCAAAGGAUUCAACGACACUUUCGACCUCAAGAGACACAUGAGGACACACACAGGUCAGAGGUGGACUUUUUUUCUCUCUCUUCAUCAACUGAUGAACAAAAGUUUUUUGAAGGGUUUUGGCUUCAUAAAUUACUUUGUCUGCUGAGCAAAUUAAUUUACUUGUGACAAUUUACACACCAGCAUACAGGGGUGUGUCUCGACUUUUUAGUCUGGGGUGGCUCAGCUGUGAUUCUCACUUUUGCUGGGGUUGCAUCUGUCAUUGUACUGUGCAGCAUGCUGUAUUGGAAGAAAUAGGAUGAGAAGAAAUCUAUAUGUUUUAGCUAUUUUCAUUCCACAGUGCAAAUGAAUAACUGCAAGCAAUUGGCUCCCCCUAUUGGUGAAAAAACAGAAGUCAACAAAUCUUAGACCAAACCAAAUGAUCACCUGUUUUUUUUUCACUCAAUAUUCUUAUGGUUAUUUUGGGUUUUCCCAUUUACAGGUGUCUGAUAGGCGUCUGAUAUUACUGGCAUAACUAACUUUUAUUUUAUUUAUUUAUGUGUUUUUUUAUUUUAUUUUAUUUUUUUUGGGGGGGGGGUUUGCCUUUUUUUUAAUGGAUAAGACGGCAAGUAAAGAAAGACAGCAAAUGUAGAAAAAAGAGAGGGGAUGAUAUGCAGCAAAUGGUCAGGGCCAGGACUCAAAACCUCGACCACUGCGAAGACUAAGGCCUCCUAAUGUGGGGCAUGCUAACUCUCUAGGCUAUCUGCAAACCCCCUAACUCACAAUUUUCAAUCAAUUUAAAAAAAUACAAAAAAAAAACCAAAACAUUUAUAACUAAAAUGAAAUUGAAAACAUACAGCCAAAAUGGAGUAAAAACAAAAAACUAACAAAAAAUUUGAAACUGUUGUAACUUUGUUCCAGAUGCUACUCCCCCUCAGGACAAAAUCAUUCAAUCACAUGACAUUACCACCCAUUCUGAAUCUUCUAGUAUUGAUCUAAAUGAAAAUUAUCCAUGUAUCUUUUUUGUUUUAUUGUCCUUUAUCAGAGUAUAUAUUAACUCUUUAAUAUUUCCUCAGUCUGCUUCUUCACCAUCCUACCACAACAUCAUCCUUGUUUACUUGAGCUAUCACACUGUUGAAUGAGCCGUUCACAUUUACCUGUAAGUCUCUCACACAUAUUUGUGACCCCGUGCUGCAGGUAUACGCCCCUACAAGUGUGAGCUGUGUGAGAAAGCCUUCACGCAGCGCUGCUCUCUGGAGUCUCAUAUGAGGAAGAUUCACGGCGUUCACCAGCAGUAUGCUUACCGCCAGAGACGCUCCAAAAUCUUUGUGUGUGAGGAUUGUGGAUAUACCUCCAGCCGCCCUGAUGAGUACUUUCUUCAUGUGAGGCAGUGCCAUCCUGGAAGCCCCUCCCUUCGCAGGUACUACCGCCGCCAGGCUCAUGAGAACAGCAGCUUUGCAUCAGCGGACCGUAAGCUCCACCCCUACCUGCUCUACCCGCCAUCUGCAUACUACAUGUAG